CGGGCCGAGCGAGGGACGGGCCUCGCUCGAGCGCGCUCGGCUAAAUCCGGAACGCAACACACUGUCUGUAGUGCAAGGCGUACUGAGUCACAACCACGUAGCUGCUGUGAUUUUCACAUUUACACCCAAAAUUGAACCUGCUGCUGUUGGCGGCCGCGCGUCAACAGAUGGCGCUGGUAGCGGGGGCGGAGUUUACAAAGUGCCGCUAGACGUAUGUCAUUUUCGAUAAUUGAAGAUGCUGUCACUUCGAGACGACGACGAUGACGACAGCCACCUCUGCAUCAAAUGCAACACCACUAUCGUCGGGCUCGAUAACUACGUGAAGCACAGAAAACAGAGAUGCGGCAAGAUAUCCAAAACCGAAAACAAACCAGACAUAACGAGUAUAGACACGUUGGAUCCGACUUACAGCCUCGGUGCUGAUGUAUUUUUCCAGUCUCUCGAAUUGCAAAGUAGUGUGAAGAAAACUUCUCUUUCGAGACUCACCCCGCCUAUACCGAUAACUAAGGCAGGGUUAGAAACGAAAAAUACUCUAGUGGAAGCAUCCACAUCUAGGGAUUUGCCCCGUAUGAGUCCUUUAGAAACCAAUUUACGGGAAGAAGAUUGGAUAGGAGGACACUCUUUAAAGAUAAAUGCCAAUGAAGACAAUCAGACAAAAUUUAUUAACGCCGUCGCUAGCAUCAGUGGAUCGGUUAAAAAGGAUAUACCAUCUUCAACUUACAGCAUCGCGGCGUUUAACGAUUUCAAAGCUGACGAAGACUUUGACGAUUCAGAAGACUCGGAUGAGGAUGAUGAAGAAGAGCCACACACCAGUGGUGGAAAAUGGAAACCUCCUCCCAACUAUACAGGUGGAAAAUGGCGUCCUGCUUCCCCUGAUCAUGAAGAUUGGGAUAUAAGAGAAGAGCAGGAACAUACUGGUGGAAAAUGGAAACCAAUUAUGGCCGAUUCCAAUGAAAGAGAAGACGACUACGAUGCUCCACCACCUGGGCAUACUAAAGGCAAAUGGGUGCCUGGCCACGAAAAAGCACAAAUCAUGCAAACGACGAUACAGACAAAAGGUUCGGUGCAGUACUGGUGUGGUCCUUGCAAUCGACGCUUAGGCUCUCGAGCCAUUUAUGAAAAACACUUAAUGUCUAGUUUGCACAUGAGAAAGGUUUUACCAGAGCAUGAGCUUGAAUUCUCUGGACACUUAGAGCCGAUGCGUUCAGCCAAAAGACCAAGUCGACCAUCUCGAUUUACCGACGACAGCAUCUACGUUCAAUCUCAGAAAAAAAUUGAAAAGCCUAAACCUAAGACUGUAAUAAAGAUUGAGAAAAAGAAGAGGAAAAGAAAACCUAUCUUCGUUCACUGCUCCGGUUGCAAAUCUCGAGUGAGGCUGCAUCUUAUGGGUAAACAUCUCAUAUCCCACUACCACUUCCGGAAAGCCACUGACAUCAGAAGUGAGGCUUAUCAGCAGUUGAUUUUGGACAACAUAACAGCUAUCGUGCAUCAGUCUCCUUUUCAAUGUAGUCCAUGCAAAUUUUACACGAACUGGUUAUCAAAUUUCAUGCAGCAUUGGUUUUCUGAAGAGCACGAAAAUAAAAUGACCGCAUUGGUUGGCAGACAUUGGUGUUCUUUCUGCAAAUAUGAAUGUAAUACCUCCCAAGAGAUGCUGCAGCAUAUGUCUGGACCUGACCACAGCGAGGUGGUAGCUGUAAUAAAUAGAUCGAUGCCUAUAAUUAUCAGGAAGAAAACUAUAUUCACAUGUGAGACUUGUGGCGAAGAAUUUAAAUACAACGUAGAAAUGAAACGCCACAGUCAAAGAACUGGACAUAAGUUGACUUACACAGCUACAGAUGAUUAUCAGGAGCUUCACAAGUGUCAAUAUUGCAAAGCUAAAUUCAAGUCUUCUUUGACUCUGGCAGCUCAUCUUAAAUCGAAGCACAAACAAAAGUCACAUUUCUGUUUAGUAUGCUCAUUGACUUUUAACACGUCCGAAGAAGCGAAGCAUCAUAGGUUCACCACGGAACACCGUGUAAGGAAGAAAGAGAUUCUCCGAGACAAGGGUGUGCCUGUAAAGGAUCUGAGCAGGAAAUGCUCUUAUUGCACUGACGAAGUCAUAUUGAAGAAUAUUUUGGAACUGAAAGCGCACAUACGGAAAAUGCAUCCAGAAAUCAAAAAAAGAUGUCCCAAAUGCGGUAUGUCAUUCGUGCUGUUCCAAGAGGUGAGUCGCCACGUCAGAAGCAACGCUUGUCAGUUCGGCGACGCGCACCCUGUCAGCUCCUCCAUCGUGUGGAACUGCAGCCGUUGUCUCUUCAGCACCGACUCCCAGGCCGAGUGCUACUUUCACGAAGUCCUCCACACCGACCCUGAGAAGGAAUACAAGAAAACGGGCGACAAAGAGAUCCUGCUCGAAAAAUAUCCCUGCCCCGUUUGCGCUAAGAGUUUCAGGAAGAGAUCGCUGCGUCAGCAUUUGCGACUGCACACCUUCGAACGGCCCUUUGUCUGUUCUACAUGCGGGGCUAACUUUACAACCCAGUCGAGCCUUUCGAACCACUACAGGAACAGCCACGGGACACGCAUGCUGAAAGCAAACCCGCCUAAGAAACUAGUAGUGCCAGUACAGCCAUUGUUAAAAGAAGAUUUCAAAUGCUCCAGGUGCUUGAAGAAUUUCUCCAAUAGAAGUGCGUUAAGCCGUCAUAGUUGUGACGGCAGACGUUGCCCGCACCCCAACUGCUCGUUUGUGGCAACCACACCAGCACUGCUCAAUAGACACAGAAUUUUACACGGAGAGAAAAUAUGGAACCACGAAUGUAAUUUGUGUGAAUUUAAAACAAACCAGGCGAGUCACAUGCAUCGGCACUUGCGUUGUCACGAGGGAGUUAAACCUUAUGCUUGCCCACACUGUGAUUUUGUAUGUAGUAGUUUGGAAAAUCUUCGGAAACACGUACUCAGCAGUGGUAGACAUCCUGGGAAAUAUUUGUACAAAUGUCCAUCUUGCGAAUAUGAAACAAAUACAGCUACAGAUCUACGCGCUCAUCUGUGUAACGCUCAUGGCAGUAAAUACAACAAGAAAGCAGCUAUACAAGCAGUUAAAAUAAUUCUUAUGAAACAAAAUAGUUAAAUGGCUAAAUUAUUCUUUUCUUUUUUUACAUGAUCAUCAAUUACUGUAUUAACGUACCUAAUCUUAAACCGCCUUAUUACUAAGUACUGCUUUAAAACGUCGUAACACCGUAAUGAUUUCUAGAUUAAUAUUUUAAUGUUGUGGAGCUUUUUUCGCUCGUUUUUCUCCGCAGCUAAAAAUAUGUCCAAUAACGAGUGGCAGGGAAAAACAAUUAUUGGACGAUUUAAAAUUUGAAUAAAGAUAUAUUGACUUUGACUUUGAAACUAAUGUUGUCCCUGUCUUAUUUUUAGCAAACAAUUUUAACAGCUUCUGUUUUAGUCCAGGUUUAACUUUAGUCUACGUUUUGAAAUGUGGUGGAAACAGUUUAACUGGAGAUACAGAGAGAGUGCUGGGCUACGUUCCAAACCUACGCUCUGAGUACAGUUUUUCACCCUGACGUUUAAAUUUUGGCAUAAAACAUGUCAAAUUUGACAUUUGUCACACCUGGAGCAUAGGUUUAGAACGCAGCCUUGUGCUAGUUUCUUAAAAUUACCUACUUGUCAAAGGUAUCGUACCUAUCAGGUAUCAAAAACAAACCAAGAAAUUGUCCAGCAUUUUUGAGAUUGGAUUCGGUGAUAAAAUUAUCACCGACAAAUAAGGAUUUCAUACUUAAACUAAAACAUUUUUAAUAAAAUCAAUUUUGAACAGUAGAAUGGAACAUUGAAUUCAGUUCAUACUUGCGAAAAUAGGAUAAUUUUUCUUGGGUGAAGAAUCGCGCAACGCAUUUUUUCUUUGGUAGUAAAAUAUUUUUAGAGCUAGUAACACCACUUUUUCCGGCUGUCAUCGAACACCAACCAAUGCGAGCGAGGGAAAAAUUAAUCGACGAGAAUAGUCAGUGAAGGAGAGAGGUGUGUUCUGUUCGAUAAUUAUUAUUGUAAACGGCGGUGAAUUAUAGUUCGGGAAGCGUUGAUUUAAAAAUAAUAACAACUUAAAGAUACUUACAUAGUAGUUGAUAAGUCCUUUCAAUUUAAAGUUACGUAACAUAAGUACGAAUUUUAAAAGGACCUAAAACAUUAUUAUUUUGAUGAUCGUAGUGCAGUGCUAAAUUUUUAACUGAUCAGGAAAUUAUGACUGUUUGUUUUCGCGUGUAGUGGAUAAAUAUCAAAGUCAACAUGUCACUGAAGGUGAGUUAAUUUUAUUGUUGUUAUAAUAUCUAUUGAAGUGCCAAGCUAAUUAAUUAAAUACACUUAAUAGGUCUAAAAACCAUGUGAAUUAUUGGAUUAUAUUUUGAUUAUGUUAGACCCUUUACAAUUUCUAUGGAUACAAGAAUAAUUAAAAUUAAAUACUUGUUAAACAAUGUUUACUUUUAAAUUAUACAGAAUAAUGUGCAUGGAAGUAAUGAAACUAUUUUGUUUAAUAGAAAUUAUGGAUUAACUUUUUGUCUACCUACAUAAUACCGGUUUUAUUUAAUAUGGUUUUAUCAGGAUGUAAAUAUCUGUGAACAAAUCAUGUAAUUUUCUGUAGUCUGUAGUUUAAUGCAAUGAAAAAUCAACCCACACUAAUAAAGAAGAAAAUUAUUGAUCUUUAAACAAUUAUAGUAAAAUAUUUAAAUAAUAAUAAGUGAGCAAUAGGUGUUUCCUUUUAGCCUUGUUUUUAUAUUAGGAGCUAGAACUUAAACAAGCCCACAUGAUAAUAAAUAUAAGCGGACACUGUUUGUGAAGAUAGAUGAAACAGCAUAAAAGUGUUUUUGCUCUAUCCUCAUCUUGUCAACCUGAACCUGAUCGCUAUGUAUAUAAAAUACAUUGUGUGCCUUAAUUUGUUAAUAAAUUAGAUAUCAUAAGAUAUCUACUAAUACAUAGGUGUGUUGUGCUAAGUUAAUAUUAGAAUUUCACUGGUAUGUUCUUUAUAUAAUCAAUUUAAUCCAAUAUUAUAGACACUAAAAGUUAUACAGAAUGGUUGGACUUAAGUACAGUAUAAUUAGCUAGUGAAAGCUUAUUAGCGAAUAGAUCAUAAUUUUUUUGUCUGUAGUAAUCAAUAUCUGAAAUGGAAAGCAAAGGAAAAACUUGCACAUAAUUAUAUUGUGAAUUAUUCCGUGAUCAUGGCACUUACUUGCAACAGUGAUGAAAUAUCAGAAACUCGCCAAAAACAAGGUACAUGGUAGCAAUC
Chilo suppressalis (striped riceborer) is the source of this 5248-nucleotide messenger RNA. The record is from the annotation of a GenBank genome assembly. Lineage: Eukaryota; Metazoa; Arthropoda; Insecta; Lepidoptera; Crambidae.